This is a messenger RNA of Bactrocera dorsalis (oriental fruit fly), 2181 nucleotides long. Its product is annotated as sialin. Bases 293 to 1843 code for a protein of 516 amino acids. NCBI's taxonomy places the organism in Eukaryota, Metazoa, Arthropoda, Insecta, Diptera, Tephritidae. Gene Ontology annotation, cellular component: plasma membrane. Gene Ontology annotation, biological process: monoatomic anion transport; transmembrane transport. Gene Ontology annotation, molecular function: transmembrane transporter activity. The transcript is spliced from 8 exons. The record is from RefSeq and is a predicted model, not a curated record.
UUCAGUUGAAUUUGUGCAGUGGUGCCGACAGUUGGUUGAUUUCGGAACUUUUUGAGUUCGAGAACGUACAAUAACACACACCUUAGUUCCUUAGUUGAGCAAAUAACUAUAAUAAAUGUGAUUUUUGGCGCGGCACCUAAAGCACCAGUGCAUUAUUGACAUAUGUAAUUGUUUCGCGGAAAAUAAAUUCAGUGAAAUAAAACUAGAAAAAUACUAAAGUUUUAAAAUUAAAUAACUAAUUAUAUAUAAUAAAUAAACUUUCGAAAGUUAACAGUGAAAAGACAAUAUCAAAAUGUCUAAUACAGAAAAAGGAGGACUUAAUAGAUGCAGAGAUAUGCUAUCAUGUCGUCAAGUACUCAAUAUACUCACCAUGCUUGGCUUCAUGUUGAACUAUGCACUGCGCGUAAAUCUGACAAUAGCCAUUGUGGCAAUGGUGCAUCCAGAUGUGCACUCACCACCGCGUACGGUCGGCAAAAUGAGUGCCGCACAGCUAGCUGAUAAUGCCACAGCAGCAACAACCACAACUACGACCACGACAACAACAACUCAGCUGCCACCAACUGACGAUGGAAAUGAUUACUUUCCAUGGGACUCUUAUCAAACGAACUUUGUACUAGGUUCCUUUUUCUGGGGUUAUAUAUUAACUGAACUGCCCGGCGGUCGACUUGCUGAACUAAUCGGUGGACGGCGUGUCUUCGGACAUUCCAUGCUAUGGGCUAGUUUGCUUACACUGAUUACACCAUUAGCGGCACAUAUUAAUUAUAUAAUGUUAAUUAUUGUACGCGUUGUAUUGGGCUUUAUGUUGGGCGCAUCAUGGCCAGCUAUACAUCCUGUGGCGGCUGUAUGGAUUCCACCAAUGGAACGUUCUAAAUUCAUGUCGCACAUGAUGGCUUCCUCUUUGGGUGCAGCUAUAACGAUGCCGGUGUGUGGAUACUUCAUUUCCAUUUGGGGUUGGCCCAGCGUUUUCUAUUUGACAGGUGGUGUUGGCCUUUUGUGGUCUAUCUGCUGGUUUACCUUUGUUUAUGAGACACCCGCCACACAUCCGCGUAUCAGCUCUGAAGAACGGCGCGAAAUUGAAGACGCCAUCGGCAGCUCGACUUCCAAGAAACGUCCUAGCUAUGUGCCAUGGCGCGAUCUGUUCAGCUCAGCACCUGUGUGGGCAAUUGUAAUUACGCACGGUUUAUCUGUAUUUGGCUUCUUCACUGUCGUUAAUCAACUGCCGACAUUUAUGGAUCAAAUAUUACAUUUUAAUAUUAAACAAAAUGGACUUUUCUCUUCUUUGCCAUAUUUGGGCAAAUAUAUAAUGGCUUUCAGUUCGUCCUGCUUUGCUGAUUAUCUGCGGCAGCGUGGUACGCUGUCUACAACGGCCACAAGGAAGGUGUUCACCGGUUUUGCACUGAUAUCGCCCGGCACCUUGAUGAUUGCGCAAAUAUUUUUGGGACGCGAUGCAGCGUGGUCAGUGACGAUCUUCACCCUGGCCUUAUUCACACACGGCGCCGUAACAGCAGGCUAUCUCGGCAACGGCUUGGAUAUUGCGCCCAAUUUCAGCGGCACCAUUUUCGGUUUGGCCAAUACGCUCUCUUCAUUCGGUGGCUUCUUGUCGACGUGGAUGGUGGGUGCGCUGACCUAUGAUGAUAAAUCAUAUCAUCAAUGGCAAAUAGUUUUCGGCAUAUUGGCCGUCACUUACAUUUCCAGCGCUAUUGUUUACAUUAUUUUGGGCUCCGGCGAAUUGCAGCCUUGGAACAAUCCACCGGAGAAACAACGCAGAUCUGUUGUUAGUGCCGAGGAGGGUGAACCAUUAAAGAAUGAGAAGGCGAACGGCUUGGAAGAUGCUUUGAAAUAAGCAGCAUAUUUCGGAGAUUAGUAAAAACUAAUGUAAAAGCAUUACUUUCAAAAGCAGAAAGUAAACUGUUACACAAAAAGUUUAAAGUAUUAGAGAAAUAUUUUCAGACCACAACAAACGCCUUGUCAACAACAUAUUAUAAGCAUUUUUGCUACAAGGUUAUAUUAUGUGGAUAGGAAAUAUAUUUGUAAUGGAAAAAGCAAUUAAGGCCAAUCUCAGUCACUCAUUUAGUUAUGUGCACCCCCACCUAAACGCGUAAUGCCAUAAAUAGUGAUUGAACUUAGUGUUAGAGAUUCAUCAAAAUUCUACUUUAAGCCAUAUAUAUGUACAUGUUAUAA